AUGUCCGAGCCGGAGGUGCCUGCUUGCAGCGACCCUGCGGAGCCCCAGGCCCCGGCGGCGCCCGGGAGGACCGGCGACUACUACUGCGUGAGCGAGCGCCUGCCGCUGAGGUUCCACCACCCGGAAUGGUUCCGGGGCUACGGGGGCCGGCAGGCUGUCUCCUUGUACAGGACCAGCAACCAGACGUACGGGAGCCGGGCACCCACUGUGCAUGAGAUGCCGAAAGUGUUUUGCCCACACUCGAGCGCGUUUUCCAAAGAAUUUGCAGUGGGUGGAAUGUUCCAGAGCAACGCCUUGAACGUCUGCUUGGACAAGAGCCUGGUGACCGGCGUUGACAACUGUAUCACCCCCUGUGACCGGCUCAACUUCCACCCCAGUUACAACCCCAGCAGGCCGUCCUUCUGUGACUGA
Molecule: messenger RNA, 411 nt
Organism: Ochotona curzoniae (black-lipped pika)
Lineage: Eukaryota; Metazoa; Chordata; Mammalia; Lagomorpha; Ochotonidae
Gene: PIERCE1
Product: chromosome unknown C9orf116 homolog
Exons: 3
Coding region: 1-411 (136 amino acids)
Biological process (GO): axoneme assembly
Cellular component (GO): axonemal microtubule
Source: RefSeq, a predicted model, not a curated record